Molecule: messenger RNA, 2315 nt
Organism: Geodia barretti
Lineage: Eukaryota; Metazoa; Porifera; Demospongiae; Tetractinellida; Geodiidae
Source: the annotation of a GenBank genome assembly
AUGCUCAAGGAGGAGAAGACUAUCAGGGAAGAGAUGGUGAGUGUGGAACACAGACUACUCCUGAACGCCGUGGAGAGGCAGAAACACACGGCUACAAUCAGGCUCCUGUGUGUGGCCUCCACACCCUCUCCCCUCCCUCCCUCCUCCCUCUCACCCCUCCCCACCACACUCGAGGACACCGGGCUGGCUUCUCUGCUGUUCAAACGAUCGUCCAAUUGGUUUGCAGAGCCAAGUCACAUGACCGAACCCUACCUCAGCAUGGAGGAUAUCACUGCUCCUCGGGGGAGUCACAUGACUACCGUGGAAACCAAACAAAGUGAUUACAUAACCACUUCAGAGCCAGUGGAAGAGAGUACUGAUCACAUGACUACUGUGGAAUUGUCACAUGACGGUCCAGCAGUGAGGGGAGGGGAAGAGGAGGAGGAAGAAGAGGUAGGUCAGGCAAGAACUGAACUGGUCAGACUGCAGAUGGACAAACGGAGGCUUGAGGCCCGCCACCACAGACUGGGCCGCAAACUCAUGGAGACUCGCACCAAGAAAUCACAGCUACAGACGAGGGUGUCAGUGAGUGGGAGGCUCCACCCACACCAGGUGGAGCUGUGUGCAGCUCUGCAGCUGUGCGGCGAGCUGGAGGAAGAGGGGAGACAGAGGGAGCUGGCCGGAGCCCAGGCCUCUCUCCAGCUCCAUCGCAGGGAGACCACUCUGGAGGGGCUCCUGGUCCUCAACCACCAGCUCAUCGCUGCUCUACACCAGUACAAGACACUCCUGGAAGAGAGAGUUGUGUCACCGCCAGCAGGGGACAGACUGCCACCUCUGGAGCCCCUCCUGUCUCGCAGUUCCAACCUCACUUGGCACGCCGAGAGAGAGAGAAGACUGCCGGUGGCCGGCCGAGCUCUCCAGCUGCCCACCUUCUCUGCCUUCUCCGCCAGAGUCUGCUCCACUGCCAUGGCUGUACAUGUAUGUGCAGGGUCAAAGUCCAACCUGCUGGUGGAAGACGUGACAGACGGAGAAGAAGAGGAAGUGGGAGGAGCUUCAAUCACUGACACCAGUGACGUGCCUCUCUCUUCCCUCCCACAAGACUCGCUGGGCACCCUCCCCCUCUUCUCCUGCCCCUUACUCCUGCCCACAAUCCCCGUCAGCACCUCCCUCACCUCCCCCUGCACCACUCACACUCCUCACAAUGUCAUCUUCCCCAACCCCUCCCUCCCGGCUGCCUUCUCCCGCUCCAACAUUCCUCUCAACAAGUGUAGAUUCUGCAACCACACCCCUACUCCACCCACUCCACCCUUACACCUUGCUCCACCUCAAUCCGGGACAGAGUCUGCCGUCCCAUCCUCAAAACGGACAUCAGUACAACUAUACUCUGAUACAGACUCUGUUGUCCAACCAACAUCCAUUCAACUUCAAUCCAGGACAGAGACUGUCGUCCCAUCCACAAAUCGGACGUCCAGUGAAGCGACAUCUGCCGCAGAGACUGCUGUCCAAUCCACAAAACGGACGUCCAUUCUGUCCAAAGUGGGCCUCAAUGCUGCGCGGAUCUCAGUCUCUCGAAGCUCCGUAAACAAGAGCAAAUAUGUCGUGAAUGACAAGUCCCCUCUACUGACUGAAGACUGCCACACCGAGGGUAGUGUGAAGACUGACACAAUGGCUAUAGAUAGUAGCAACGAGUCUCCAGUGCUAAAACUCCCGUCAUCCACACAGCAGUUGCAAGAGCCUCACGCCAGCUCUUCGAAUGAGGAACCACUGGUCCCAACUACAGCUGAGAGCAAAUCUCUAAAACUUCCAGCUGCUUCAAUGGUGCCGAGAGGAGGUCCACCUGCAGAGAGCGAGACAGACGAGAGGAAAGAGCUCCAGCAGAGUGUGUCGCAGCUCUCUCUCACUCACAGCACACACGGGAAGACAAGGAGCGGAGUUGCCGGGAGACGAGGAACGAGAACUCUCCGAGCAAACAAGCCUCCAACAAUCCCAGUUGUCAAGGCAACAGAACAGAGAGCCAAGAGGGAAUCCCUGCCCGUUAAAACUGUCGACAGGACUCGCCAGUCCACCAUGCUGCCCAAGAGAAGACAGCAGCGAGAGAGACAGACUCUUGUCCCCUCUAAAGUCAUAGCAGGUGGUAGUCACGUGAAUGCCUCACCGUACCUUAAAACAACAGCAACCGGCAAAUUUGAAGCCAAGAAAAUUGUGUUCAAGAGGACAAAUCCGUCCAACCAGGUGCCAAAGUUCAAAUCUCCCUACCACGUUUCCAUGGCUAAGACCAACAAGACCAAGAAAUGAAAACAUUUUGUACUUUUCGUCCUGGGAAUUUUUUUCUUUCU